Prunus persica (peach) is the source of this 552-nucleotide messenger RNA. RefSeq names its product probable LRR receptor-like serine/threonine-protein kinase At3g47570. Bases 1 to 552 code for a protein of 183 amino acids. Gene Ontology annotation, molecular function: protein binding. The transcript has a single exon. NCBI's taxonomy places the organism in Eukaryota, Viridiplantae, Streptophyta, Magnoliopsida, Rosales, Rosaceae. The record is from RefSeq and is a predicted model, not a curated record.
AUGGAGAGAAGUCGUUUCCUCGUGUCAAUAACGUUGUUGCUGCUGCAGUACAGUUCUAUAGGCACAGUAGGUGCAGCACAAACCAACAUCACCACGGACCAGUCUGCUCUUCUUGCUCUGAAAGCCCAUGUCACUAGUGACCCUCACAACAUCUUGGUCAAUUGGUCAACGACCACCUCCGUUUGCAAUUGGGCUGGCAUUGUUUGUGGUGCUCGUCACCUCAGAGUAGCAUCAUUGAAUCUCUCGUACAUGGAUCUCACAGGCACCAUUCCACCAUACUUAGGCAACCUCUCAUUUCUUGUUGAGCUGGACUUAAGAAACAACAGUUUUCAUGGCACCCUGCGCCAUGAAUUGUCUUAUUUGCAUCGCCUCAAGUUUAUUAGCUUCGGAUUCAACAAUUUUAUGGGAUCCAUUCCAUCGUGGUUUGGGUCCUUCCCCAAACUUCAAAGUAUCAAUUUGCGUGAUAAUCAGUUUUCAGGUUCUAUACCGACGAUUAUCUUCAACUUGUCUGCAUUGCGAGUCAUAAGUGUUGGAUCACAACAAGAUGAUUAA